Molecule: messenger RNA, 459 nt
Organism: Cladocopium goreaui
Lineage: Eukaryota; Dinophyceae; Suessiales; Symbiodiniaceae
Source: the annotation of a GenBank genome assembly
UGGGGAUGUCUUUUAGGCUCAGAUCACGGCGCCCCCGGUUCCCGGGGGAUCGGGGCGCGGGUUCACGUCAUGGCGUUGGCCAUUCAUGAGCCAACGGGCUUCUCCAAGUCGAACCUCUACGAUGGCCUCAGGUCGGUGGUGGUCCACGUGGGUGGCUCCGAGGAGGAGGUCCCGAUGGAUCCGCAGCGGGGGCCCAUGGUGAUGCAACUGGAUGGCACCACGACGCAUCUUCAAACGGUGCGUGGCAUCUGCGGUGGGGGCCAGGUUGCCGAGAAGCUUUGGGAUCAGAUGACCGCCACUGAGCAAACCUGUGCCCUGCACAUUUGUGCCAGGAAGAAUCGUUCCUCGGAGAAGUCCGAAGGUUUACAUGCGGUGGGCCCUCGGCACUGUGUGUAUACAUGUGCAUAUGCACAUGCAUAUUAUAUUGUAUUUGCAUAUUAUACCGGGAUAUUGGUGUAA